ACCAACGAAGAAGACAGGCAGUCGGCGUGUCCACAUGGUUGUGUUUUCUACGGUAUUUACCUGUUUCAAAAUCCUUUUUAACGUGUCCUCUACACCUUUAAAUCACCUGUAGUUCGUCGCAGGGCUGCUGAGUGAAACCACAUCUGACAGAAGUGCAGAAUGAAGACUAAAUGGAAGCAAAACAGCAAGAAGAGGAAGAAGGGUAGUGAAGUGCUGGAGAAGUGCCUGGUGGCUGUGGAUGAGUUCAUUAAGAAAAAUACUGCAGGAGAAGAAGAAGGAGAGAACGACCAUGGGUUGAGAUUUGUGAAGAAGAAGAGCAGGAAGGAGCUGCGGAAAGAGACGAGGAAACUGAAGAAAGCCAAGAUGAAGAACUACUAUGAGGGCAAAGGGACCCUCAGUGUUGUCCUGGAUGAAGAGGAAGAGAAACAAGCCAAGAAGAAGAAGAAGAAGAAGAAGAAGAAACCUAAAGUAAACAAAGAAGAGUCAACAGGUGAAGCAACAGAACAACAAAACAAAUCUAAAAAACCUUCAAAGAAAGUCAACAAGCUCCAGGAGUCCAGGAGGAUGGCUCUGCUGGAGGCCAACGAACAAGAGGACCGAGAGAUAAAGAGGCUGGAGAAAUACCUGGGGUUGAACAAGAGGAAGAACAAGAAGAGUCUUCCUCAGUCCUUCGUCGCCGACGGACUGGAUUACAUCCUCGGCGCGCUGGACUCUGGGUCGUCCGCUGGGGGGUUGUACGACGAAGACGAGGACAUGGAAAUGGCGAAGGACAAUUUUGAAAGGCUGGAAAGAAGUGACUCUGAGGAGGAUGAGGAAGAGUCUGGAGAAGAGGAGGAAGAGUCUGGGGAGGAAGGGGAUGAAGAUAUUGGAUCAAUGGAUGAUGACAGUGAGGAGGAGGAGGAGGAGGAGGAAGAGGAAGUGGUUGAGGAAGAGGAGGAAAUGGAGGAUGAUCAGGACGAGACAGAAGCAGCUGACGAUGAAGAGGAAGCAGAGGAAGAAGCAGUCACUCCUGAUGCAAAGACAGCUGAAACCGUGCCCUCUGCAGCAGGUAAAUACGUCCCGCCUCACCUGAGGAACGCCGGGGACGACAAGCGCAGAGUGGAGCUGGAGAAACUGAAGAGGAGCGUGAAGGGUCUCGUGAACAGGCUGAGCGAGCCCAGCAUGGCAUCGAUCAGCGGUCAGCUGGAGGAGCUGUACAUGAGCUGCAGCAGGAAGGACAUGACCGACACACUGACGGAGGUGCUGCUGUCCGCCUGCGUCUCCUCCGCCCUGAUGCCCGACAGACUGCUGAUGGAGCACGUUCUGCUGCUCAGCAUCCUGCACCACUCCGUCGGGCUGGAGGUGGGAGCCAGCUUCCUGGAGACGGUGGUGCGGCAGUUCGACGAGGUCUACAAGAACCCGUCGGACACCAAGGAGUGCGACAACCUGAUCUCCAUCAUCUGCCACCUGUACAACUUCCAGGUGGUCCACUCCGUGCUGGUGUUCGACAUCCUCAAACACCUGGUGGGGGCGUUCACGGAGAAGGACAUCGAGCUGGUGCUGAUGGUGCUGAGGAACGUCGGCUUCGGCCUGAGGAAGGACGACGCUCUGGCCCUCAAGGAGUUCAUCUCCGAGGGCCAGCGCAAGGCCGGUGACGUGGGGACCAAGUUCCAGGAUCAGACCAGGGUGCGCUUCAUGCUGGAGACCAUGCUGGCUCUGAAGAACAACGACAUGAGGAAGAUCCCCGGAUACGAUCCCGAGCCCAUGGAGAAACUGAGGAAGCUGCAGAGGACUCUGGUGCAGCGGCGAGCAGGAGGCAGUGACAUGAAGCUCAGGGUCUCUCUGGAUAACCUCCUGGCUGCGGAUCAGGUCGGGCGCUGGUGGAUCGUGGGAUCCUCGUGGAGCGGAGCGCCGAUGAUCGGAGAACAGAGCAGCAGUACCUCCAAUGAGACGGAAGGAAAGUUCAGCGCCAAAGUCCUGGAGCUGGCGAGGAAGCAGAGGAUGAACACUGAGGUCAGGAGGAACAUCUUCUGCGUGGUGAUGACCAGCGAGGACUUCUUGGACGCUUUCGAGAAACUGCUCAGGAUGGGACUGAAGGACAAGCAGGAGCGGGAGAUCGUUCACGUUCUGAUGGACUGCUGUCUGCAGGAGAAGACCUUCAACGGUUACUACGCCGUGCUGGGAGAGAAAUUCUGCACACAUGACCGACGCUUUCAGAUGACGUUCCAGUUCAGCCUCUGGGACAAGUUCAGGGAUCUGUCCAGCCUUCCCAGCAGCACCUUCAACAACCUGGUGCAGCUGGUGUCUCACUUCCUGCAGAAGAAGUGCCUCUCGCUCUCCAUCCUCAAAGUGAUAGAGUUUGGGGAGCUGGAUACCACGGUGCGAUUCCUUCGUCAGCUGCUCACCAAACUGCUGAAAGAAAUGGACCCUGAGGAGAUCGCCGGCAUCUUUGGAAGGAUCUCAGGAAUUCCCAAGCUAGGAAUGCUGCGGGAGGGCUUGAAGCUCUUCAUCAGUCACUUCCUGCUGAAGAGCUUCCGGACGCAGGGACCAGCUGAGCAAGCAGCCGAGCUGUCUGAGCGAGCUCAGGUCGCCACCAAGGCCAUGGAGGCCAAGGAGGCCAAGCUCAAACUGUAACACACACACACACACACACACACACACACACACACACACACACACACACACACACACACACACACACACACACACACCGUGGAACAGAAGAAGGACUUGUCUCGUUUCCUUGUACAUAAUUAUAACCUUUGGGCUGUUAGAGACGCACCAGUCCUCCCCAUUUUAUUUUACCAUGUUGUAUACUGGUUCAAAUUUAUCAUCCUGCAAUAAAUCUCCAGAUUUCAAGUUUUAA
Eleginops maclovinus (Patagonian blennie) is the source of this 2845-nucleotide messenger RNA. RefSeq names its product nucleolar protein with MIF4G domain 1 (gene nom1). Gene Ontology annotation, cellular component: nucleolus. Lineage: Eukaryota; Metazoa; Chordata; Actinopteri; Perciformes; Eleginopidae. Gene Ontology annotation, biological process: ribosomal small subunit biogenesis. The record is from RefSeq and is a predicted model, not a curated record. Gene Ontology annotation, molecular function: protein binding; RNA binding.